Molecule: messenger RNA, 387 nt
Organism: Anisakis simplex (herring worm)
Lineage: Eukaryota; Metazoa; Nematoda; Chromadorea; Rhabditida; Anisakidae
Source: the annotation of a GenBank genome assembly
AUGUCUGCGGAACGUUCCUUUUAUAUCGAUAAAUUUUCAGCACAUUCAAUUGUAAAGGUACGUGAGGACGUGAUGAGUGAGGAAGAGCUAAAGCAGAAGGCACAACGGGAUCUACAAACGGCCAAGGACCCCAUUGAACGUCUACGCUUGCAAUGUCUCGUUCGUGGAAAUGCUGGCAUCAAAUCGCUGGGCAGAUCAUUCCGUAUCAUGGACGACAAUGAAAACAAAACACUGGAUUUGGAGGAAUUUCGAAAGGGACUUCGAGAUUUUGGCGUUACAAUGGACGAAGAGGAAGUGGAGAAAACUUUCAAGCAAUUAGACACUAACAACUCCGGCUCAAUUGAUUUCAACGAGUUUCUACUCGCCCUUAGGGUAGUUACGUUCUAA